CGAUUUCUAGCAUCGUGUGUAUACAAGGCUAAAGCGAGGUUGUAGACCAGCAGCACUCAUUCUUGCAAUCCUAUAAAAAACUUGUAAAGAACGAUUACUAAGCGUUUUCGAUUUUUGUCAUUUCUCUGUUUAAUUUUUUAGUUUUAAAUCAAAAUUUGUCUGCACGUAAAUAUAAAAAAUAUAUACCGUUGCGGCCGUUGCGUUCUUCAUCGGACGUUGUCAAUGAUAGGAACGUUUUCGUGCACAUUCACGCAAGAGAAUUUUGUUUUUUAAAUUAAUAGGAUAUUACAAUUACGCGAAUAUGACGGACAAUUUCAAACAGACAAAACACGAGACAGAAGAUCAAGAAUUGAACGAUUUAUUGGAUAGUGCUCUACAAGAUUUCGACAAAGUAUCUAUAUCAAAUGUUGAAAAAGGCAAUGACACAGGUACAGCGGAUUUGCAGAAACAAACAGAUAAGCAUGAAAUAUUCGAAGAUAAAUGGACGGAAGAUUUUCUCAAACAAACGGCCAAUCAGUUUGAAAAAAAUUUGCAAAAUUUAUUGCAAAACGGAGAUAGCGAAUUGGAGGCUGCUUUGCAAAAGCUUGGACAGACGUCUAGUAGUAAUACGACAGAUGAGAAAGACAUGAAUGUGGACUUUCAAUCGGCUAUUUCACAAGUUUUAAAGGAUUUAACUGCAAAUUCCGAAAAUUUACAGAGUGAAGCAGAUGUGGCGGCUAUGCUCGGGCAAACGUCUAUUGAUGGUGAUACUGGUGACAUACUACCGUUUAUGCAAGGAAUGAUGGAGCACCUCUUGUCGAAAGAGAUUCUUUAUCCAUCAUUGAAAGAACUGUCGGAUAAAUAUCCAGUGUGGCUAGAAGAGCAUAAAGCAACUCUGAAUCCUUCCGAUUUGCAGAGGUAUACGAAACAAUCAGAAUUGAUGCGAAAGGUAUGUACUGAAUUAGAAAAGGAAAAGGAAGAUGAUGCGGAAGAUAUCAAGCAACGUCGAUUUGAAUGUGUGUUGAAACUUAUGACGGAAAUGCAAAAUUAUGGUCAAGCGCCUGAUGAUCUCGUCGGCGAGCAGUGCUCGUUUUUUCAGUUCGAUUCCGAGGGCAAUCCCACCCUUCCAUUUCCACCUGGAGUAGAUUCGCAGCAGGAUUGCUGUAUCAUGUGAAUACAUAUGAAUAUGCAGCUAUCUGAAUGUUUCUGAGAUAUUAUAUCUGUUUUGCCUAUUUUUACCAUCUUUAUUUCAUGAAGAAGUUUCAUCGUUCUAGCUUUCUACGAUAAAUAUUACAAAUAUAUGAAUAUAUGUACAAGAUAUAUAUUACGAAAUCUAUCCUUGGGUUACGCAAGGAUUCUUUUCGAAUUCUAGGCCAACCUUCUCUUGGCAAGGAUUAUGUGCAAUAAAUAUAAUCUUAAUACAUUUUAA
Molecule: messenger RNA, 1408 nt
Organism: Temnothorax curvispinosus
Lineage: Eukaryota; Metazoa; Arthropoda; Insecta; Hymenoptera; Formicidae
Gene: Pex19
Product: peroxisomal biogenesis factor 19
Exons: 5
Coding region: 302-1153 (283 amino acids)
Biological process (GO): protein import into peroxisome membrane
Cellular component (GO): peroxisome; peroxisomal membrane
Source: RefSeq, a predicted model, not a curated record